CGAAAGUUGGCUGACUAAAAGAGGAGGAAGCAAAUCUAAACGGGCGGUCGGUGAAAAGACCUUACAUUUUGUACUUUAUUCUGUUCGUAUUAUUAAUUUGCUUGGAAAAGUUAAUGUCUAAAACAUCCAUGUAUUCAUAAACACAUUAUGUUAUGUUAAGUAUUAAUGUUAGCAAAGCGACAGCCGUCAUCGCACAGUAACGUCAGCGCGGUGGAUUCACCUCCUGAAUGUAAAGUUGUCACAAUAAGUGGGAUUUAAUCCACCAAAAUCUGUCCUAAAACUGCGGCGUGACGCUGUCACCUGCAGGGACAUGGACCCGGACACUGAAGUGGAAAGGAUCUUUAGGCAGGGCCAAGAUGAUGAGGAGGAGGAGAAGAAGAAGUGGAAGAGGCCACCUUCCAGCUAUGGUUCGAUGAAGAGUGACAGUGAUGAGGAGGAGGAGGAAAAUGGAGAAGAGGUUGCCCAGGCCUUCCCUCCCCCGUUUCCUGUGGCACUGCCUGACCCGACAGCUCAGGAGGGGGCAGGGUUGCAGAUGAUUCGCUCAGAGUCUCCAGAGACCCUCUACACCAUGACCACGCAGCAGACCAAAGGACCAGGCGCCCUCGUCAUUGACACCAGGUCCUCGGAUCUGGGGGAUUUUUCAGAUGAAUCUGAGGAGGAUGCAGAUGAACUUUUGGUUGCUGAUUCCCCAGAACCACCUGAGCCUGUUGAACCUGACGAUGAAAUGCAGAGCGAUGAGAGCAGCCAGCCGGGCAGGCUGCACCCAGAGCAGGACCUGCCUCACAUAUUCAGGAGUAUCCAGAGUAUUGUGACACGCCUCACCAAAGAAGAGCUCUUAAAAUUUAAGAUGCGGUUUUGCCAGUGGGAAACAGCCAUAAGCCUGAAACAGGCGAUGGAGGGAGACCUUCUUGAUUUUGUGGACAGGAGCUUGGAGGUACUUGGUCAGGAGCAUUCUCUAUCGCAUACAAUAAGUACCCUAGAAGGUGUCAACAAGAAAGAAGAGGCGGCUGAACUACAGAAUAUGUGCGGGAGAGCGUUGAUUCGUUUUCAACUGAUGCAGCAUUUGAUCAGAAAAUAUGAAGUCAUCCACGAGGGGGUUGUUCAAGCUGGGAAGUACAAUCGUCUAAAUACCAUCUAUGUUGAGCCCCAGAUUUCCACCCGUGGUUAUGGAGGAGUUGACCCCUCCCAUGAGUUCCUACCCCACCCCCCGUUUCCCCUCCAGGUCCCCUGUGCCGACACCUUUGUUGGCCUGAACAAUUUAUUCCGACUGCAGACGGAUGAUGGCAAGCCGGUGAGGACGGUGUUGACCACCGGGAUUCCAGGAAUUGGCAUGUCUGUCUCUGUAGGGAAAUUCUGCUUGGAUUGGGCGGAAAACCGUGCCAACAAGGAUCUGCAGUUUGUCAUCAAACUCUCAUUUCGAACUUUCUGGUACCUGCGAAACCAUACCCCUCUUUCAGAGCAGAUGUCCAUCAUGGAGGUGAUAGAAUAUUAUUACCCCGAGUUCAAGGACAUGAAAUACCUGGAGGAAGAGGACUGUAAAUUUGUCAUCAUAAUGGAAUCGUUAGAUUGUUACCAAGCUCCCCUGGACUGGGAGAAUGCUCCAGUCAUAAAUGACAAUUACACCAAAGCACAUCCUGACGUCCUGAUUGUAAAUAUCAUCCGAGGUACUGUGCUUCGUGGUGCCCUCGUAUGGAUCCUGGGGAGGCCGGCGGCUGUCUCACAAAUACCAUCUCACUUCAUAGACGUGGUCACGGAAAUACAGGGCUUUAGUGAUGAGAUGAAAGAUCAGUUCAUGACUUCGCGCUUUGACAAUGCAGAGCUGGCACCAAAAAUUGUGGCACAUUACAAGCGCCAACCGACACUCCAUAUCAUCGCUCGACAACCCUUUGUCUGCUGGAUGCUUGCCAGAGUGUUCGAGCGCUGCUUUGGCUAUCGGGGCUACGGAGUGCACCCCCCCAGGGUGACGCCCUUCUACAUCAGCUUUGUGGUCAUCCAGACAAAUCGCAGGCUGCAGUUCUACUAUGGGCAACAGGAAAAUGACCUGAAAUGGUCCAAUGAUGAGAGAGACCUGCUGACAAAGAUUGGGAAGAUGGCCUUUAAGAUGCUGGAGAGGAAUACCAGCGUGUUCUUUGAAGAGGACGUGAAGGAUUGCGGUCUGAAGUUGACGGAGGUGACGGUGUUUUCUGGCGUGUGCACUGAGCUUCCAUUUGGAGGCUCGGAUGGGAAGAGGACAUACUGCUUUGUACACUUUACCUUUCAGGAGUUCAUGGCCGCGCUGUACGUCUUCAUUAUGUUUCGCACAGAGUCUAGAAACGUUCUUGACUCUGCGCUGUCGCACAAGCCCAAGUUCUUCACAUCCAAGGAUCAGUCCAAAUCCGCAGUAAGCCUCGUCCAGUGUGCUGUGGCACAAACUCUCGGCUCUCCACUGGGCCACUAUGAAAUGUUCCUGCGCUUCUUGUGUGGCUUGUUUUCCAAGGACUGCGAUGAAAAUCAGAUGCGUGGGUUUUUUUACCACCGCAGUGUGCCGAAGGUGACUGGUCUGGAUGAGGUCCAGCAGCUGCUGGAGCAGACAAUACAGACAGCAGAAGAAAACAAUAGAGACCGCGUGGGAAACUUGAAGGAGUGCCUUAGAGAAUUUAUCCAGGAGGAUGAGUGAGUCUGGAUUAGACUGCAUCCGGAAAAUUACUUCAUAUGGACGUGAUAGAUAAAAGAGAGGUCCAGCCUUAUUUUUUUGUCGUAGAAUUCAUGAACUAUCACAAAGUGAUGCUCAAACCACUCAACAGAACUCAAACUUGUUCUGGUCUCUUUAGCUUCAUGAAAAAAAUUCGUGCAUAAGAGGUUGGUAUAGCUAGGAAACUAAAGAGCCCAAUAGUCUGACUUCUAUCUCUGCUUUUUCAUUAUUUGUAUGUUUAUUUAUAUCAUUAGUUACAUUGCUUUUAUUAAUUUUCUUUCUUUGUUAAUUUAAUUAAAUUUUAUUUUAUUUUCUGUCAUUUACAAAUUCUUACCGUACAUCUCUAGUCUUCCAUUAUCACUCUGGCUGCCCUCUGCUCAUGAAACAGAAUUAAGGACAACGGGUAAAGUUUGAAAACUCUUUGUAAAAUAAUGAAGUCCUGACUGUUUUCUACUUGUACUAUGUAUCGGCAUAUUUUUUCAACAAAACAUUUGGGAAGAAAUAGUGAUGUUAUAGUCAUAUCAGACAAACUAAACUAUGUUUAUUCUAUGCAAUUCAGUGCAGUUUAUGCAAUACUAUAUUAUGUCAGUCAUGUCUUACAAUGGGCACUAUUAAAAAUUCAUGCAUAUACUGGA
Plectropomus leopardus (leopard coralgrouper) is the source of this 3306-nucleotide messenger RNA. RefSeq names its product NLR family, CARD domain containing 3-like (gene nlrc3l). NCBI's taxonomy places the organism in Eukaryota, Metazoa, Chordata, Actinopteri, Perciformes, Serranidae. The record is from RefSeq and is a predicted model, not a curated record.